CGUACUACGCGUACACGGUGUGUGCACAUAUGCAGUGCUUCAUACGGUACCUUUGACACAUCCAUACGAGUGCUUCAUACCAACUGCACGCGAUAUUUGAAUUUUUCUUGCGCCCUGUCAUCCACCGUGAGAUUGGGGGUGGUGCCAGCUUUGUGGGUUUAAAUUGUUUUGCUUGGCACUGCCAUUCGACAUCGGAAGAAAGUCGAUUGCGCUUUGUCGUUUCGUUAGUGCAGUGAAGAGUAUACGUACAGAUGUACAAAUAAGUAAGAAAACAACCAAACGGAGCAGUCGGAGUUAUCCUCUUAGCCACAAAAGCCCCCGGGGAUGAUGGGGGGUUCAGGCUGAAGAUGUUUGGGCUGCCCACGACCGCGACCAAAGAAAACAACCACCGUCUAUCGUGAUCAGUAUGCAGAAGCACACGAUGGGCCAGCUGCGAUGCUCCCGAGCCCCGAGCCUGUCCUCGUCCUCGAAUCCACCACAAGCACCGCCGUCGUUACCAGCAGACCAAGCCACAAGCUUCGGAGGCAGCCAGCGAGCGCCCGUGCGCCGCUGGAACAGCUUCCACGGGGGGAACUACGCCUGCGACUCAGAGCUGCGCCAGCAGCAAUCUGUCGUCGAUCAGCUGCUGUACCAGGACGCCACCGACUACCACAAGACGGUGUACCACAGGGUGGCGCCAAGGUUGCCCAGGGCGGUGCAAGCCCUGAGGAGCGAGAGCGUCGACAGGGCCCAUCCACUGAGGGCCCAGCCUCCACCGCCGCCUGCUUUUCCUAGGCGCAGGUUCUCCGUUUGUUUUGGCAAGCGGACCGGCGGGAGCGCGCGGAGGCCGAACGAGUGCUUCGUCCUUGAACCCUCGGAGCUGAUAGCGAUCGACUACCCGGAAGUGAUCAGCGGUAGAAUGCAUCGACCUCCGCAGGCCCAUCCCAUCGGCGACCACCGCCAGGUCAAUCUAGUGUUUGACGACGCGUUCUCGCAGGGUCUGACAGGCAGACCGGAGCUGUACCAAAAGUCGAACAGGAGCAGCCACUCGAGCGACACGAGCUCGGCGUACAGUGGCUCGGACACGAUGACUUCGGUUCAGAGCUCCCUCGACGUGGACGUCGAUGAGGUCGACCUGUCCGGUCUCGUGGAGUCCAUCGUCGACAGCGAUGAAGAGGAAGACCUCGCUGAGAGCAUGGACAGCCUGACGGUACGGGACACGGUGCGCGAGUGCCUGGAGAAAGACCCGGUGGAGCGCACGGAGGACGACAUCGAGGUCCUGCUGGAGUUCACCCAACACCUCAAGGCCUUCACGAACAUGACCCUCGCGGUGAGGCGAGCCCUGUGCGCGGUCAUGGUGUUCGCUGUGGUCGAGCGCAGCGGCAUGGUCGUGCUGACCGACGGCGAGGAGCUCGACAGCUGGAGCGUGCUCAUCAACGGCACCGUCGAAAUCGAGUACAACACCGGGGAGAUCCAGCAGCUGCACGUCGGCGACAGCUUCGGCAUCAUGCCCACCAUGGAGAGGCUGCUCCAUCGCGGCGUCAUGAGGACCAAGUGCGACGAUUGUCAGUUCGUGUGCGUCACCCAGGCGGAUUACUACAGGAUCCAGCACCAGGGCGAAGAGAACACGAGGCGGCACGAGGAAAACGGCCACGUGAUACUCGUGACGGAGCUGCGGGAUGCCCUGAACAAUGGCUCGCGUCGUGGCCACGUCGUGAUACGGGGCACGCCCGAGCGCCUCAUGCUCCAGCUUAUCGAGGAGAACAGUAUUAACGAUCCGAUCUACGUCGAGGACUUUUUGCUGACCCACAGGACAUUCGUCGACAACUCGCUGACGGUGGCCACGCAACUGCUCGAGUGGUUCGAGCAGGCCCAGGUUCGCGAUCGGGUGGCCCGAGUCGUUCUGCUCUGGGUCAACAAUCACUUCACGGACUUUGAGACCGAUCCCGCGAUGAUGGAGUUCCUCGAGGCCUUCGAGUCUUGCCUCGAGCGGGAGAAGAUGCAGGGCCAGCAAAGGCUUUUGAACAUCGCGUGCGCAGCGAAGGCGAGAACGCGUACCGUAGUCCUAACGCGGCCUAGCAGGGACGAGGUCCUGCAAUUCAGUAUUUUGGGAGGCUACGAGCGAGGCUUCGACAUCUUCGUAUCCAAGGUCGAGAAGAAAUCCAAGGCCGAGGAUGUGGGCCUCAAACGGGGCGAUCAGAUACUCGAGGUCAACGGACAGAGCUUCAAGCACGUCAAUCACGCCAAGGCCCUGGAAAUUCUUCGGGGCUCGACUCAUCUCAGUAUCAACGUCAAAUCUAAUCUCAUAGCGUUCAAAGAGAUGCUGCAAACACCGGACAAUGUUCGAUCCCGUAGCCGACCGAACAAGCCCGAGGUAUUGCCGCGACUACAAACAGAUCCUCGAAUAAGAAUGUCCACGCACGUCGAUCCCCUGACACCUGUCAACAAUCCGCUGAAUCCGAUGGUCGGUGGUGUGCCAAUACUUACAUCGACGGCCGACAGCAACAACGUCUCGCCGUGCAAAGAUGCCAAGAAAGAGCACAAGGGCUUCAUGACUCUGGGACCGCGCAAGAGGUUUCAGAAGGCCCUUGCGAAAAUGAAUUUUUUGCCAAAGAAUCUGAUCAACGAUGGUGUGCACGCGGACGAUCCACUGGGCCCGCCACACACGCCACCAGGAACAGGCGGCUUGGCCCAGCAAUCAUCCAACUUGUACCACUCGCGAUCUAAUCCGGAUCUUACCUCACUGUACACGUACGAAGACCCGCGGGCCAACGACUACCCGGAGCACGUGCUGAAGGUAUACAAGGCCGAUCAGACGUGUAAAUACCUACUGGUGAACAAGGAGACGACCGCGCACGAGGUCGUCAUGCUCGCGCUCCAGGAGUUCGGCAUAACCGAGAGCAGUUCGAACUUCUCGCUUGCCGAGGUGAGCGUCGGUGACGGUGGUAUGAUAAAGCAGCGCCGGCUCCCAGAUCAGAUGCAAAACUUGGCCGAGAGAAUCGGACUGAGCUCGAGGUACUACCUCAAAACGAAUGGACUGUCGGAGACGCUCGUAGGGGACGAACAGGCUCCUGAACUCGUGCGAGAGUCGCAGGUCCAUUUUUUGCAACUCAAUGCAGUUGAGGUGGCUAUACAACUAACGCUCCAGGACUUUGCUAUAUUCAGGCAAAUCGAGUCGACCGAAUACGUGGACGAUCUUUUCGAACUGAAGAGCAAAUACGGCGUGCCGAUGCUGAGUCAAUUUGCGGAGCUCGUCAAUCGAGAGAUGUUUUGGGUCGUGACGGAAGUUUGCUCGGAGCACAACGUCAUGCGGCGAAGCAAAAUCAUCAAACAAUUCAUCAAGAUAGCACGUCAGUGCAAAGAAUGCAAAAACUUUAAUUCCAUGUUCGCAAUUAUCUCGGGUCUGGGUCACGGUGCGGUUUCGCGGUUACGAGCGUCUUGGGAAAAAUUACCGACCAAAUACCAGAGGCUCUUCAGCGACUUGCAGGAGCUCAUGGAUCCCAGUCGAAACAUGAGCAAGUACCGACAACUAGUUUCCAGCGAACAAUCACAGCCUCCAAUCAUUCCAUUUUAUCCAGUUGUUAAGAAAGAUUUGACCUUCAUACACCUCGGAAACGAUUCGAGAGUCGAAGGAUUGGUGAACUUUGAAAAGCUCCGUAUGAUAGCAAAAGAAGUUCGAAACUUGACAAACAUGUGUUCGUCGCCUUACGACUUGGUGACGAUGCUCGAGCGAGGUGGCCAGCCUCCGAGCUCCGCCAUGGUAGCUCUCAAUCAAAUGACGACCGGUAGUCAAGGUACAAAAGGUGGGCAAACGGCGACGGUGAAGAGACGCAAAAAGUCCGCAGCAGCGCCGAAUCCGAAAAAGAUGUUCGAGGAGGCGCAGAUGGUGCGACGCGUGAAGGCUUAUCUGUCGAACAUGAAAGUGACGACGGACGAGGAGAAGCUGCACCAGUUGUCGGUCGAGUGCGAGCCACACGCGGGCGCGAUAGCCAUGGCUGCGGCGGUGCCACUCGGCGGGUCUCGCGGUAGGAGGCAUCCGUCGCCCACGCUGUCGACUACCAGUAGCGCCAGUAGCACCAGCGAAGGCAGGAAGAGCAUACAAGCUAAAAUUCUUGAUCCAGGCACUAAGUUUGGUGCUGCCUCGCCUCAGGCGGUGCGCAAAAUGCUAGCCCUCUCGGAUCCGUUGAAGACACGUCCCUACCAGCCGAAGCAUUGUCAGCCACAAAUGCCAGUAUUGGGCUUAGGGCUGCACUCGUCAGCUAUGGAGUCGAGCCCGGGUGCGCCACGUAGGGUCGGCUCCGGCAGUAGUGGUAGUCGGUUACCAAUGCACGAACGCUCGCACAGCGACACUCCUUCGGGCCUGCCACCGCCCGUAGACCUAAGCGCGGAAAGCAGCAGCGUCACCAGCCUAAGUAAUCUGCAGCCUUUGAGAAAAACUCUGACGAGCGGUUCGGUGACAAGCAGUGACAGUGGUCACAGCACCCAGCUGGACAGCCAUAGCGGGAGCAGUGUCGAAGCCGGCGGUAGUCCACCACCUCCUCAGAGACGACACUCUGCCUUGCAAGGUGGAGGCGCCAGCAACGGGCCGGGAGGAGUCGGGGGUUUGAGCAGUAUGCCGCCACCGCCACCGUUGCCGCCCUCGAUGAGCCGGCAUCUGGCAGGCAGGCCCGGCGACUGUCGUAUACCGCCGGACUACAAAAUAGCGGCCCAAAUGGCCAGGCUGCACAGACUCGGACGAGCCCACAGCCACGAGGGAGUCACCUACCGUAACGACCACGAAGAUGACGACGAAGACGCGCAAGUGUCGGCCGUAUAGGACAAGCUUCCGGGCCGUGUCCCGGACCGUUCAGCCUCGAUAGCGUCUGCGAGCGAAGCCGUCAAGCCUCGAUUGCACUCGUCGUUCGUGAUACGCGGCCAACGCGCCGCCACCAGAUCCGUGGCUACCUCCCAGCAACACUACGACUCAUCGACGUCGUCCUCGUCCUCGUCAACGCUCGUUAGUUCCAGGAAGGCUCAGCAAAAGUAAAAUAAUAAAACGUCUAAAACCAUAUACGCACCGGAACUUUGUUACGCGUGAAACAUUGGGGUGAAGCUCUUCGAUGUUGGAGUCUUUUUUUUUUUUUUUUUUUCGUUCGUGCUAGUACUACGAGAGUUGGCUGUAGCGUUAAUUUUUCAUGCGUUUUUAAGCAGACUUUUUGUUACUUGAAUCGUGAAGUUUAUAAUGAUCGUGUAUUUGUUUCGUAAAAAGUGUACAUGUAAGUAUAAAUUAGGUGGACGUGUUUUCGUUUUUUUUAGAAGAAAUAUAUAUUUAUAUAUUUUAUAGAUGAUUUAUAUUUGGAGGCCGUGCUUAUUUCAAGCUAUUAGAUGUAUCGGGGAAAGAAAGACUUCAACGCUGGUGCUUCGAGCAAUUUCUUUCUCUCUGCACGUGGUAGAGCAGAAAAAAAGUUAAAUUUUCAUACGUGAUGUAUCGCUUCGCGAGAAAAAAGGAAAAAAAUACGCGCCAAGCUAUAAAAGUAGAAAGUUUCACUCCAAAGUAAGCAAAAAGUGUUGAACUUGUACAUAACGUGCAGCUUGUACGUGUUGCAAGUGUAAUUUCCUAUUGAUCUAUCGAGUAUGGAGAAAAAAACAAUGAAAAAAAAAAACCAGAAAAAAACAUAUAUAUAUGAUAU
Messenger RNA from Copidosoma floridanum, 5648 nucleotides. Its product is annotated as rap guanine nucleotide exchange factor 6. NCBI's taxonomy places the organism in Eukaryota, Metazoa, Arthropoda, Insecta, Hymenoptera, Encyrtidae. Gene Ontology annotation, cellular component: apical plasma membrane; plasma membrane. Gene Ontology annotation, molecular function: protein binding; guanyl-nucleotide exchange factor activity. The record is from RefSeq and is a predicted model, not a curated record. Gene Ontology annotation, biological process: Ras protein signal transduction.